CUACACUUAUAAAGGCUUUAUAUAACAUACAUAAAGUAUUUAAGCAUUACAUAGAUGAUUCACAAGUCAUCUAUGAGCUUAUGUCAUACUCUAUAAAGGGUGAAAUAAUAAUAGGGUUCGUUACCAAACGUGACAUAACAUUUUGUCGCUAAAAUGCAACUGUACUUUAUAAAGGGUGACAUAAUGCAUGAUUACUAAGAUACAAUGCUGUAUGAAACUACUUAUAGAUAGUCUUAUAUUGUACUGUACAGUCAUGGCAAAAAGUUGUGAGAAUGACACAAAUAUUAAUUUUCACAAUGUCUGCUGCCUCAGUUUUGCAAUUAAUUGCAAAGUCCCUAUUUGCCAUGCAAAUGAACUGAAUCCCCCCCAAAACAUUUCCACUGCAUUUCAGCCCUGCCACAAAAGCACCAGCUGACAUCAUGUCAGUGAUUCUCUCAUUAACACAGGUGUGAGUGUUGACGAGGUCAAGGCUGGAGAUCACUCUGUCAUGCUGAUUGAGUUCGAAUAACAGACUGGAAGUUUCAAAAGGAGGGUGGUGCUUGGAAUCAUUGUUCUUCCUCUGACAACCAUGGUUACCUGCAAGAAAACACGUGCCGUCAUCAUUGCUUUGCACAAAAAGGGCUUCACAGGCAAGGAUAUUGCUGCCAGUAAGAUUGCACCUAAAUCAACUAUUUAUUGGAUCAUCAAGAACUUCAAGGAGAGCUGUUCAAUUGUUGUGAAGAAGGCUUCAGGGCACCCAAGAAUGUCCAGCAAGCGCCAGGACCGUCUCCUAAAGUUGAUUCAGCUGCGGGAUCGGGGCACCACCAGUACAGAGCUUGCUCAGGAAUGGCAGCAGGCAGGUGUGAGUGCAUCUGCACGCACAGUGAGGCGAAGACUUUUGGAGGAUGGCCUGGUGCCAAGAAGGGCAGCAAAGAAGCCACUUCUCUCCAGGAAAAACAUCAGGGACAGACUGAUAUUCUGCAAAAGGUACAGGGACUGCUGAGGACUGGGGUAAAGUCAUUUUCUCUGAUGAAUCCCCUUUCAGAUUGUUUGGGGCAUCCGGAAUAAAGCUUGCCCGGAGAAGACAAGGUGAACGCUACCAUCAGUCCUGUGUCAUGCCAACAGUAAAGCAUCCUGAGACCAUUCAUGUGUGGGGUUGCUUCUCAACCAAAGGAGUGGGCUUACUCACAAUUUUGCCUAAGAACACGGCCAUGAAUAAAGAAUGGUACCAACACAUCCUCCGAGAGCAACUUCUCCCAACCAUCCAGGAACAGUUUGGUGACGAACAAUGCCUUUUCCAGCAUGAUGGAGCACCUUGCCAAAAGGCAAAAGUGAUAACUAAGUGGCUUGGGGAACAAAAUAUCAAUAUUUUGUGUCCAUGGCCAGGAAACUCCCCAGACCUUAAUCCCAUUGAGAACUUGUGGUCAAUCCUCAAGAGGUGGGUGGACAAACAAAACCCACAAAUUCUGACAAACUCCAAGCAUUGAUUAUGCAAGAAUGGGCUGCCAUCAGUCAGGAUGUGGCCCAGAAGUUAAUCGACAGCAUGCCAGGGCGGAUUGCAAAGGUCUUGAAAAAGAAGGGUCAACACUGCAAAUAUUGACUCUUUGCAUCAACUUCAUGUGUCAGGGUUUACUGGGAGUGGUGGGUAGGAGCCAGGUGCAGCAAGCAGAGGGUUCGGUGAAAUGUAAUUAUUUAUUCUCCAGCACAAACGGUCACGCCAAAUACAGGGCACAUUACACAACCAACAGAGUAAGCAAAUAAUCCCGGCACAAACCUAAGCGGGCCUAACAGGUUUAAGUAGACAAAAAUCAAGAAACACAAAAAGGAACAGGUGCAACUAAUAAGACUAAACCAACAGAAAAGGAAAAAGGGAUCGGUGGCGGCUAGCAGACCGGCGACGACGACCGCCGAGCACCGACCGAACAGGCAGGGGAGUCGUGACAUCAUGUUUUCUGAGUGAGAUCUGUCUGAGCAGUCCAGAGUCUAAAUCAGACAUUAGACUGUAUGGAGCCUGAGGGAGACCCUGGAGUCAUGAGUAGGAGAGCCAAGCGGGAGAGAAUGGAGUCUCCUGCUCCCAGCUGUCUCUCUAUGAAUAGUGCCAGGUCAAUGGAGCAACCAUAUGGUUUUAAAAGAGAACCCUUGACCCCUGAUUUGAGUGCCAGUCUGCUGACUGAGGAUCAGUUCAGAUGUUCUGUGUGUUCAGAGGUGCUGAGGGACCCGGUCUCCAUUCCCUGUGGACACAGUUACUGCAGGCAGUGCAUCAGCACAUACUGGGUCCAGCCCGGCCCUGCAGGAGACUAUGUGUGUCUCCAGUGCAGUAAGAGAUCCAGAGACCGGCCAGUGCUCUGCACUAACACAGCCUUGGCCAGGUUGCUCCAGCAGGCAGGCUUCAGUCCUGCCCUCCCUGCUCUGGGCUAUGCUGGGCCUGGGGACGUGGCCUGUGAUAUCUGCUCUGGACAGAAGCUCAGAGCGGUGAAGUCCUGUCUGACCUGCACUGUCUCCUACUGUGAGAGCCACGUCAGGCAGCAUUACACUGUCCCAGCACUGCAGAGACACACCCUGGCUGAUGUCACUGGAGACGGGGGACACAAAGGUCACCAAGGCAACACUGGACAGACAGAGAGGAUCAAAGAGACUAUGGACACUGAGGAGGAGGAGAGGGAAGGUGUCUCUAAAAAGAUGACAGAAGUUAAAGAGGAGGAAGAAGAUUCUGAUGAGGGACUUUCUGAUCUGAAGAAGAACCCUAAAACUAAAACUCUUGUCUCUGAAGUGAAGAACAUCUAUACGUUCUACUCACACUUGCAGCAGGAGAACUCUAAUCUUAAACAUGUUGUUCGUGAACUCAGUAAAAAGAAUGCUGUGUUAAAACAAGAGGCAACAUUUGAGAAAGAACUGGUGGACAUCAGAACUGCUGCUCUGAAUAAGAUCACAGCUCAUCUCAUCUCAGACCCACAGCAACAGAGAGAGGCUGAGUAUGUGAGAAGAAACCUGAAGAAUAUGAUCAUGGACUAUGUGGAUGUGACUCUUGAUCCUGAUACAGCACAUCCCAAACUCAUCCUGUCUGAAGACAGGAAACAAGUUAGAUGUGGAGAUGUAUGGCAGGAUCUCCCUGACAACCCAGAGAGGUUUGAUAUCUCUGUCUGUGUCGUGGGAAAGGAGAGUUUCUCCUCAGGGAGAUUCUACUAUGAGGUGCAGGUGAAGGGGAAGACUGGCUGGUGUUUAGGAGUGGCCACGAAGUCCAUCAACCUGAAGGGGACGAUUUACCUGAAUCCUGAGGAUGGAUACUGGACUGUGAUGCUGAGGAAUGGACAGUACUGGGCUGGCGCUGUCCCCACUGUCCCCAUCUUCCUUAGAGAGGAGGUCCAGAAGGUGGGGGUGUUUGUGGAUUAUGAGGAAGGUCGGGUCUCCUUCUAUAAUGUAGAGGCCAGGUCUCAUAUCCACUCUUUUACUGGCUGUACCUUCACUGAGAAACUCUAUCCAUUCUUCAGCCCUGGUAAUAAUUACACAGGUCAAAACACAACCCCACUGGUCAUCACUCCUGUAGAUGUCACUGUCUGACUGGUUUAUACCAAACAUUGAAAUACUGUUAACAUAACUGAUAAUGUAAUAGUGACCAAAUAAUGUAAUAAUUCAUUGUAAUGUAAUACAUAUUAUAUAAAUCAGCAGAUAAUGUAUUCACUUUUUACAUUUAUAAUACAAUAACUUUUCCUGAUAAUGUAAUCAUUCAAUUACAGUUAUUAAUGCAGAUGUAAUGGUUUUCUUCAUCUGAACGAGAGGUGGACCAAAGCGCAGCUCGGUUGUUUUGAUUCAUGCUUUAAUAAAUCACUUCACAUGAACAAACUAACAAAAACAAGAAAUGUGAAAACUCAAAACAGUCCUAUCUGGUGCAAAGAGAGAGACAGGAACAAUCACCCACAAACACACAGUGAAACCCAGGCUACCUAAGUAUGAUUCUCAAUCAGAGACAACCAAUGACACCUGCCUCUGAUUGAGAACCAUACUAGGCCGAAACAUAGAAAUUCCCAAAACCUAGAAAAACAAACAUAGACUGCCCACCCAACUCACGCCCUGACCAUACUAACUAAAUACAAAACACAGGAAAUAAAGGUCAGAACGUGACAGCAGAACUAAGUUAUUUUGUGGAUAAGGUUAAAUAAAUGAAGUGUUAACAUAGUAAAUCCCAGUUUGCCAGUGCUGGUAAUCUUCCUCAUAAUGUCAUCCAAUAAGACCAACUUGUCCAUCUAUCUCUGUGGACCAUAUCCUCUUAGUGGACGAGAUCCACACUCUUCUUCCUGAUAUAACAGGACAUUGGGAAGAAUGAAAACAACAGUUCAAUAAAUACAACAGGAAGCCCAGGUCUGUAUGAACUGUCAUAUGUUCAGUAAACCCCUGAAGUUACAUUAUUACAUGACUUACUACAAUCAUUCAAUACUGUCCUGCAUGAUUAUGUUUCUUACUAUAUCUUAGUUGAAUACUUUUUUGGGCUGUUGAACUAGAAGGAGAGCUUGUAAGGAAUCAUUUCAUUGCACUGUGUACACUACGCUGUAUACUGUGCAUAUGACAGUAAACGUUGAUUUGAAUGGAGCAGUCAGUUCAGCAUCAGUAACGUACAGGUAACUGCCUAAAUGAAAGAAUCACCAACAUAAAGUGAUUUAGUAGGGCCUUGUGCCACCACGAGCCAGAACAGCUUCAAUGCAUCUUGGCAUAGAUUCUACAAGUGUCUGAAACUCUACUGGAGGGAUGCGACAUCAUUCUUCCACAAGAAAUUCCAUCAUUUUAUGUUUUAUUGAUGGUGAUGAAAAACGCUGUCUCAGGUGCUGCUCCAGAAUCUCUCAUUAGUGUUCAAUUGUGUUGAGAUCUGGUGACUGAGACGGCCAUGGUAUCUGGUUUACAUCGUUUUCAUGCUCAUCAAACCAUUCAGUGAUCAAACCAUUCAGUGACCAAACCAUUCAGUGACCAAACCGUUCAGUGACCAAACCAUUCAGUGACCAAACCAUUCAGUGACCAAACCAUUCAGUGAUCAAACCAUUCAGUGAUCAAACCAUUCAGUGACCACUCGUGCUCUGUGGAUGGGGGCAUUGUCAUCCUAUGGGUCAUAGCCAUGGUAGCCAAAAUAAUGUCCCGUCCAGCAUUUUUAUACAUGACCCUAAGCAUGAUGGGCUGUUAAUUGCUUAAUUAACUCAGGAACCUCAUCUGUGUGAACGUACAUUACCUGCUUUCAAUAUUCUUUGUAUCCCACAUUUACUCAGGUGUUUCCAUUAUUUUGGCAGUUACCUGCAGUGCUUGACUUGUGCAGGAGUUCACCUGAGCUGAGUACCGGCACCUCAAAUGCUCUACUUGAGCUCCUGUACCUCUUAUAGAAUAUUAGCUCCAAAGUAUUGUGGAGUUCCUGCACCUAAAUAUAAACAGUACCGGCACCAAAAAUUAGUACCGGCACCUAUUUCAGUCCAAGUCAAGGUUUUCUAUGUCAAUGUACAGCCACAAGGUGGUGUUGUUUCCCUACAGUCCAUUAAGUGCAUAAUGUGCUUAAUGCUUACCGGAGCAACGUUGUAGUAAUGUUGUUAUGUAGCUUUGAGAAUGCAGAUGAGGAUAACAUUUCACAUCCUCAAGUCAGCCUUCAAUUAAAACCCUUAUUGGAAGAGUGUUUUUCAAGCAAGAUUUAAGAGAUUGCCAUUUGGUUUCUGCACACACACACACCUAGAACCAGUUGGGUUCAUGCUGGACUUUGCAGGCUGGGCUGUUAGCAUCAUUGAUUAGCCACCUAGAGUUUUCUUAUCUUAGAAUCAUCACAGCGCAUCGAUCUCCAGCCUCCAGAGAGAGAUCAGACUUCACUCAGAUAGACACUGUUAAUGUGACUGAGGAACUACUGAGUAGAGGUGGAUGGAAGCUGAGGGGAGGGUUACCUACUCAACCACCACAUUCAUAGUGUGCUGUCUAAAGGAGGAUGUAUUAUAUUGGAGAGAGAGGUCUGGUUUUGAUGUUGAUAUUUACACUUGUAAACUGAAUAUGCCUUUCCUAAUAAAGUUGUUUUGAAUUUAA
Messenger RNA from Oncorhynchus keta (chum salmon), 6018 nucleotides. Its product is annotated as E3 ubiquitin-protein ligase TRIM39-like. Bases 1984 to 3537 code for a protein of 517 amino acids. The record is from RefSeq and is a predicted model, not a curated record. NCBI's taxonomy places the organism in Eukaryota, Metazoa, Chordata, Actinopteri, Salmoniformes, Salmonidae. Gene Ontology annotation, molecular function: protein binding. The transcript has 6 exons.